Messenger RNA from Phytophthora sojae, 1527 nucleotides. RefSeq lists its product as hypothetical. The coding region runs from base 1 to 1527 and encodes 508 amino acids. Gene Ontology annotation, molecular function: hydrolase activity. NCBI's taxonomy places the organism in Eukaryota, Oomycota, Peronosporomycetes, Peronosporales, Peronosporaceae. The record is from RefSeq and is a predicted model, not a curated record. Gene Ontology annotation, biological process: nucleotide catabolic process. The transcript is spliced from 2 exons.
AUGCAGCUCAGGGGGACUUUAGCUGCCGUGCUAAGCGCCAUCGGCACUCCAACUCGCAACCUGACGGCCAAUUUUGACAUUCUCUCGCACAACGAUGUCUACGAGAUGGCGCAAGACACCGUCGACGGAAUAAAACUCGGGGGACCGUCGCGCGUGGUGCCUAUUGCCAACUCCAUGCGAGAAGCUAACCCCAAUACUCUCGUGCUCUUUGCGGGCGACACGGUGUCUCCAUCCCUUUGGUCGACCCAGCUCAACGGCCAGCACAUGAUCACGGCGCACAACGCAAUCGAGCUGGAUUUCGCGUCGCUGGGCAACCACGAGUUCGACUUCGGGAUCGAGAACUUCGUCAACUUGACGUUCUCCUCCAACUUCCCCUGCCGCGAGCUGUUGCGUGGCACAGUGCCGCAUGCUAUCAAAAACUUCACGGACCCUAUCAACGGCAACAUCAGCGUCGGAAUAUUCGGUGUAAUGUACGAUAUGAAGAACUCGAGUAAGGGCCUCUACUGGAGGGAUCCAAUUGAGACGGCUCGCGAGCAGGUGGCUGCUCUGCAGGCCCAGAACGUCGACUUGAUCAUCGCCCUGACGCACCAGGACCUUGUCGACGACAACAGGCUCUCCGAAGAGGUGGGCGGCAUUGACUUGAUCAUCGGCGGACACGACCACAGCUCGAUGCUGCAGACCCACUAUGGCACGCCGUAUAUCAAGUCCGAUUUCAACUUCCGCUCGAUCUGGAAGACGCACAUCGAGUACUACGCUGCUGAUGCCAGCUACGACCGCAAGGUUGUCAUGACCCACCAAACGGUCCCUAUCGUGGAGAGCAUGCCUAGUGAUAGCAAUCUUGACGCCACCAUUGCGGCGUACCAAGCACAAAUGGAAACUCUUGAAGAGCAGAUCAUCGGCAACCUGUGCGAAGACCUGGCUCUAUCGCAGAAUGUUGUGCGCACCAAGGACUGCAAGAUUGGUCACCUGUUCGCUGACGCUGCUCUGCAGUAUUACGGCAAGGGUUCAGCUGAUGUUGCCGUCGUGAAUGGAGGAUGCAUCCGCGGCGACAAGGUCGUAGCUGCCGGUGAUCUAACGAUGGGUGACUUGCUGUCUUGGUCACCGUUCCGCAACAGGCUGAUGACGAUCCAGACGAACGGUGCGUCGCUGAAGCUGUUCCUCGACCACGAGAUGGCCAGAAGUUGCGGCUCCAAUACCAUUGAGCAGAACGGCUUCUACGUGCACCUGUCGGGCUUCAGCUACACAUACACGCGCACACGCGAAGGUGUUGGCACCAUCUCAAGCUUGGUGUGGCUGGAUCACCCAAUUAAUUCGGGCGAGAUCAAGGACUCGGACGAAUUCGUCAUGGCUCUCACCAACUAUCUCUACUCGACGGAGUUCGUUGUCAUUGACGGUGUGAAUGCUACGGUCAAAGUGAGCGAGGUUGAGGCUGACAGAGUGGACUCGGCUCUUGAGGCCUACAUCUCCAGGUUGAGCAAUGGCACCGUGUGCCUCCAACACGAAUUGCGCUCGUCCGUCUCAUUCUAA